This is a messenger RNA of Nezara viridula (southern green stink bug), 716 nucleotides long. Lineage: Eukaryota; Metazoa; Arthropoda; Insecta; Hemiptera; Pentatomidae. The record is from the annotation of a GenBank genome assembly.
GUUGAUAUACUCUUCAUUCAACGUUUAUCCUCACUGCCAGCAACUAAAGAAGCGAUACUGCUGAUAUUUAACGUACUUUAAGUGAAGAGAAGUUCAGUAAAUUACUCACAUAAAAAAUUAUUACGUAAUAUAUUGCAAAGUUUUUUGAAACGUAUAUAUGUUUGUAAGCACCGAAUUUGAACUGCGUGUAAAGUAAUCCACAUUUUAUUAACAAUGUGCCGCUUGAUCCAGACAUUAGUGACUGUCGCCCUUCCGCUCGUAGGUGGUUUUCUCUGCGGGUAUUUCUUUCCACCUGAUGACUGGUAUAAAGGGCUCAAAAAAUCUGAUUUGGUGCCACCGAAUUGGGUUUUUCCAGUUGCAUGGUCUGUAUUUUAUUUAGCUAUAGGAUUUGCAUCACACCUUAUCUGGAUCAGUAACCACAGUGGUUCAGGUAAACCCUUUGCCCUCAUACUGUAUACUGCACAAAUUCUUUUAAAUUGGGCUUGGACCCCAAUUUUCUUUGGUGCUCACCAAGUAUUAGCGGCUCUGAUUGAUUUAGUUGUAUUGUUUGUGGUAGCAGCAUCAUGUACUAUUGCAUUCUUCAGAAUAAAUCUUGGGGCAGGUUUUCUUAUGAUUCCUUAUGUUCUUUGGUUAGGAUUUGCUUCAUAUCUGAAUUUAAGAAUAUAUCAAUUAAACUAUUAAUUUUAAUAAACUAUAAAACAUUUUUUUGUUCUUUU